Acanthosepion pharaonis is the source of this 828-nucleotide messenger RNA. NCBI's taxonomy places the organism in Eukaryota, Metazoa, Mollusca, Cephalopoda, Sepiida, Sepiidae. The record is from the annotation of a GenBank genome assembly.
AUGCGGCCCACGUUGGGAAUCAUUGUUCUACAACUUCUCUUCCUACUGAUCAUUACUAUCACUACCCUCCUCUUCAUCAUCAUCAUCCUCAUCAUCACAAGCUUCCUAAUUCUUCUCCUCCUCCUCCUCCUCCUCCUCAUUCUGAUCCACCUUCUCCCUCUAUUCACCAUCACUGUCAUUAUUUUCUCCUCUUUCUCAGCGUCUUCCUCAUCUUGUGAUCAUCAUCGUCAUCAUCUUUUCUCCUCGUUAUCCUCCUACUUCGCCUCAUCUUCCUCAUUAUCGUCAUCCUCUACCCCCUCCUCCUCAUCAUCAUCACCGUCCAGACUUCUCAUCAUUUUCCGCCUCCUCCUCAUCUUCAUUGGGGUCAUAAUCAUCAUCUUUCCUCUUUAUCAUCAUCCUCCUCCUCAUCACCACUCUUCUCCUGUUCCCCCGCCUCCUCCUUUUCACCAUUAUCACCAGCGUCUUUCUCUUCAUCAUUAUCCUAAUACGUCUUCUCCCCUUCCUCACCAUCGCCAUAACAAUUCUUCUUCUACUCAUCAUAAACCUAUUCAUCCUACUCAUCAGUCGUCUUCCCUUCUCCCUCCUCCUCUUCCUUAUUAUCAUUAUGAUCAUCCUCCUUCUUCACCUCAUCAUGACCCACACCCUCAGCAUUUUCAUCAUCGUCAUCCUCAUCAUCAUAAUUUCAUAUCGUCAUCCUCCCCAUUCUUAUCAUCACCUGACUCAUUACUAUCAUCGUCAACAUUCUCCUCUUCCUCCUUCUCCUCCUCCUUCUCCUCCACAUCAUCGUCAUCAUCACAUUCAUCAUCAUGCACAACAAGAUUCUUCUGA